GGGGGAGGCGGAUCUAGUUUUUGAAGAGCCCAGAGGGGCUGUUCUUCGGUGCCACUUAUCAUUAGAUAUGGCCACCGUUAUAGAGUAUGCCGAAGCGUCAUCUUCAACUUAAUUUUGUAAUAUUUCGUUAUAAUUUCGCAGUUCGGCCACUGUGGCAGGCGGGGUGUUAUUUUUGGCAAACUAAUGUUUGUUUUUACAUGCUUUUAGAGUCGGCUGUUACUGCGUGGCAGGCUGGUUGCGAGAGUCUCCUAACUGGCCGCUUGGUCCCGCAGCUUGUCGCAGCUGAAGAAAAUAGAACCAGUUGCCAACCAAGAGGUCCGUCGGCUCCCAACAUUUGCUUUGCGCGUUGCUGUACAUUCGCCGUAUAUCUACAUUUAAAGUUCCAUGCAUGGAGCGUUGAUUGUUGCAGCCGCUUGGACUUAGGCUUUGCUUUGUUUAUACGUUAAUGAUAAAAAUUUUUGGCCGUAGACUUGGGUGGCUAACACCAACUAGCUAUAUUAACCCGAACUCGUGCGACGACAGCUGUCAUUGGAGAAAGGAAGGUGAUCCCCACCAAAUGCAUGUACCAGUGAAGCGGUUUUCUGUUGGAUUUACCUCAUCUGCCUUUCCAUCAAAUGGGCGAAGUUGGGAAUAACAUUGCAACGUUGGAAUAUAAUGAUAUGCGUUAUGCAUUUCUGACAACUGCGGUGUUGCUUCAUUGGAGAGAGGCUAGUGAGCUCAGUUAGCUUGCUUGCUAGCUAGCUGGGUGAUAAAAGUGCGACGUUUCAUCCUCCAGUAUUUUGGACAUGAAGAGGAUAAUUCGCUAUUCAUAGGGCUGGAAGAAUGUCAUCAGAGGAUAAGACUGUGGAUCCCUCUGACCAGGGGCCCUCAACGCCAUCCAGCAGUGUAGGGGCUACGUCCACAGGAAGUCCUGCCCACGCAGACAAGCGACCACGUGGCAGGCCGCGUAAGGAUGCUGCUGCCAUCCUACCCCAGGCACCACCUUUAUCCACAUCUAAGAACAGAAAAAAGGGUCGCACCAGAGGGAGGGUUGUUGUGGAUGAGGAGGACAGCAUGGAUGGGACUGAGAUAACAGAGUCCAUAGGCCCUCAGGACACAGAAACACAAAUCCAGCCAGUGGAGACUGUGGAAGUGGUCACCACUGAGGUUCCAGAGGAGGACAAACCCUCUUCCCCUCUGGCCCAGAGCCCUCUAGCAGAGAAUUCACAAUGUGACUUGUGUGCCUUGCUGUGUAUGGAUGGAUUGAAAUGGAGUCAUCAGCUGAUGGAGGCAGUGCUCUCCUCCCAGGUGCCACUCUUUAAAGGUUGUAAUCAAUCUUCUGGCUUGUCUCUGCUAUUGAUUGAGCAUCUCUGUGCCUUCUGUUACUGCGGUGGCCGCAGCCUGCUGGGUCAGGGGGAACUGCAAGUAUUCAGCACCACGCCUCAGCUUGAAGCACUCCUCAGCCACAAGGGUGGAGAAGGCUCGACGAGCGAUAGCAGUGAUGGUGAUAAAAAUACUCAGCCAAAAAUGGCCAGUGAUACCACCUCAGGACAGAGGGAAAAGUCGAAUGGGUCUGAAAGCUACGAGGAAGAACCAGACCCAGCCAAUCGAUUUUGGGAUGAGCUUUCUCAUGUUGGCCUUCCACAAGAUCUUAAUGUCCAGUCUCUCUUUGAGUCAGGGAAGUACUGGGCACAUCAGAGGUGUGCUUUGUGGUCCGAAGGUGUUUGCGAGGGCGAGGGACAAUCUCUGCUUAAUGUGGACAGAGCCAUUGACUCAGGGAGCACAAAGCACUGUGCAUACUGUAAGCACCUUGGAGCCUCCAUUAAGUGCUGUGCUGAAGGAUGUGCUCAACUCUACCAUUACCCCUGCGCAGGGGCAGCUGGGACCUUUCAGGAUAUCAGGAGUCUUACACUCCUCUGCCCAGAACACACUGAACUGGCCAUUCAGAAAUUUGUAGGUGAUGUAAAUUGCGCACUAUGCGAUAGCCCAGGGGACUUACUGGACCAGCUUUUCUGCACCAGUUGUGGUCAACAUUACCAUGGGAUGUGCCUUGAUAUGGCCGUGACCCCUCUGAGGAGGGCCGGUUGGCAGUGCCCUGAGUGCAAAGUCUGCCAGACAUGCAAGAACCCAGGAGAAGACAGUAAAAUGCUGGUGUGUGACAUGUGUGACAAAGGCUACCAUACCUUCUGUCUGCAACCUGUUAUGGACUCUCUUCCCACCAAUGGGUGGAGAUGUAAGAACUGCAGAGUAUGCAUCCAGUGUGGAACACGAACCAGUGGGCAGUGGCACCACACAAGCCUCCUGUGUGAGAACUGUGUCCAAAAUCAGGACCCUGCUCUGUGCUGCCCUACAUGUACAUGCAUCCUGGACCCUGAGCAUCAAAAAGACUUACUAUUCUGCCAGACUUGUAAAAGAUGGCUACACCUGGAGUGCGAGCGUCAGAACUCAGGCCAAGCAGAAAUCCACUCCAGAGAGGACUAUGUUUGUUUCAACUGCAGGACUCCUGCUGCAGAGCAGGCACUACAGGCAGAGGAUAUGGACACGGGCCCAGAGCUCAGCCCUCAGCCAGCCUCCAUGCACACAGACUCUGAGACUGGCCUACAGCUCGCUCAAACAUACACGGACCUAGAAUCUGGCACUCAGCUGCCUUCUGAAAUGCACAGUGACCCCAAACCGGAAUUAUUUGCUGUUCCAUUGCACUCAGAUACAGAGCCUGCUCAGGCUACCAUCCAGGAGGAGAAGCUGGCCAUGUCAGCUGCAGAGCCUGAAGUCUCAGUGGGAUCAGAUGUCCAGAAUCAGGUUGCUGAAUCUUCUGACAGCAAAGUCGCAACAGAAAUCAAACCAGAAACAAAACCAGCAGUAAGAACCCAGCUCAUACCUACAGAGGGUCCUGCAUCAUCAGUGACUCAGAGUAAGGAGUCUGAGGCUUUUCCAGCCCAGCUCUCUGUGGGGACACUACAGACACAAGACAUUAUGUUACAAAUCAAACCAGCAAAGACAGAGGUCUGCCCUGAGCAGGGCAUGACCACCCCAAGCACAAUGGAUUGUAAGGCCAUCAUCUCAACCACCAAAGAACCAAGUACUCUGUCGGUACCUUUCACGGACCAACCAGCGGAAGUCUCACUACCCCAGCCUUCGAGUAUGGAUAUAGUCAGGGCUUCUUUUCUGGAAACUGCUCCAAAAGAACUUAAGGAGAGGAGGGAGGGCAUUUUUUACAGGAACCUGUCAGAGACUGUUAUGCCUUCAACCUCUAGUACACCAGAGGCAAUGGACACUAUGCUGGAGAGCAAAACUAAUCUGUCAUGUUCCAGCAUGUCUUCAGAGGAGAAACCCCUUAAGCCAUCUAUUGAAAGGUUGUCUGAAAUGGUUUCCCCUCCUUCCCACUCUUCCCCUCUUGCUCGAGGGACAUCUCCAAAAGAACUGCUUCAAACCCAGAUCCUACCUUCCCUGGGUGACCACAGCAGUAUGAUCCCCACCACUACCCUCAUACCACUCACCCCAAAGAUUGGAAUGGGAAAGCCAGCCAUCAGCAAGAGGAAGUUUUCACCUGGAAGGCCACGGGUGAAACAGGGUGCAUGGAGUCCCCAUAGCAGUGUGAGCUCCCCCUUGUCCUGGUCGCCAGACCAGCCAGAGGGGUGGGACAUCCCAAAGACCAGGCAGUCCUCUGGCAGCCCCGGCUGGAGCAUCAGAGUGGGUCGAGGUUCAGGCUUCCCUGGAAGGAGGAGGCCCAGAGGGGCUGGUCUGUCAGGUAGAGCUGGACGUGGCAGGGCCAGAGGCAAGAAUGGGGCGAGUCCCAGCAUCAACCCUGGGGUCACAACCAUAGAAACGCCAUACCCAGUCAAGGAGGAAGAGGAGAGUGCCAUGCAUAAUACAGUGGUCAUAUUCUCCAGUAAUGACAGUUUCACACUAAAACAGGACAUGUGUGUGGUGUGUGGGAGUUUUGGCCUUGGUGCAGAAGGUCGUCUUUUGGCCUGUGCUCAGUGCGGCCAGUGCUACCAUCCGUUCUGUGUUGGCAUAAAGAUUACUAAGGUGGUACUCAGUAAAGGCUGGCGCUGUCUGGAGUGUACAGUUUGUGAGGCAUGUGGCCAGGCCACAGAUCCUGGUCGCUUGCUGCUGUGUGACGACUGCGACAUCAGUUAUCACACCUACUGCCUGGACCCUCCACUGCAGAAUGUACCCAAGGACAGCUGGAAGUGCAAAUGGUGUGUGUCCUGUAUCCAGUGUGGUGCCACCACCCCAGGCCUAAGGUGUGACUGGCAGAAUAAUUAUACCCAGUGUGCCCCCUGUGCCAGUCUUGCAACCUGCCCAAUCUGCCUGGUGGACUACAGUGAAGGCACUGUCAUUGUGCAGUGCCGCCAGUGUGACAGAUGGUUUCAUGCCUCUUGUCAGGGUCUCCAUUCAGAGGAAGACGUAGAAAAAGCAGCAGACAGCAACUUUGACUGCACAAUGUGCCAAGCAUUCAAAACCACUAAAGUUGUGACCAAGGUCAGAGACACCAUUGAGCCUGUAAUUAUGACACAGAUUGUCACAAAAGCUAAAGAAAUGGAUUUGUCAAGGACCUAUACCCAGGAUGGUGUUUGUCUGACAGAAUCAGGGCUUUGCCAGCUCCAGAGCUUGUCUGCUACAGCGUCACGGCGCAAGAAACCCAAGCCAAAGCUGAAGUUGAAGAUCAUUAACCAGAACAGUGUGGCAGUGCUUCAGGCUCCUGUAGACCCCCUCUCAGAACACUGUCGCGAUGAAGACAUGGAGGACAACAGAGAGACAGAGCUUCUAGAUUGUGAGGUGAAGUCUGACUCGAGCCUAGAGCGAGAGCCAGCAGAAGAUGACUCCAAGGGGGCCGACAGUGGCAAGAAGAGGAAGAGGAAACCGUACCGGCCGGGAAUCGGUGGGUUCAUGGUUCGCCAGAGGAGCCGUCCAGGCCAAGGUCCAGGCAAGGCCAAGCGAUCUCUCUGUAGAAAGGAUUCCUCUGGCUCCGUGUCAGAGAAUCUCACUGGAAAAGAUGAGGGAUGGACGGAGGCACUGCCUGAAACUCCUGUGGAUGAGACGCCUCCUGGACAAGAGGUUCCAGAGAAAAUAAAGAAACGCUAUCGAAAGAAAAAAACCAAACUGGAGGAGGCCUUCCCAACCUACCUGCAGGAGGCAUUCUUUGGAAAGGACCUUCUGGACAAAAGUAAACAGAGUCGGCAGCAGGGGGUCGAGUCAGGCUUACUGGAAGAAGGGCAGAGCCAAGUGGAGAGGAAGCACCCCACCACGAACUUCUUGGAUCCUUCAUCAGACCCUCUGCUCAGUGCCUCAACAGCAUCUCUUCCAGGCAGACCCACAGCAGCACAGACGUCUGAGGAACCAUUAGUUGAUCUAGCUGAUGUUCUGAACACUGAUGCAGACAUCUUGGGAAUGCUCGGAAAACCAAGCAGUGACUCUGCUGGUCUGGAUAUCGGGCCCCUGGCAGAGAGUUCCCCAGUGACGGCCCAGUCUCAUGUUGGCCGCAGGACACCUCGAACCCUCCCAGAGGAACCCCUAGAUGGAAUUCUUAGCCCAGAGCUAGACAAGAUGGUCACUGAUGAAUCAAUUCUCAGCAAACUUUACAAAAUUCCAGAGCUGGAGAGUAAGGAUGUAGAGGAUCUUUUCACAGCAGUCCUUAGCCCCAGCACAAGCCAACCACCUCCACCACCACAGGUGCCUCAUCCCCAGGCUCCAGGGCCCCUCCCUGCCACACCUGGCACCAGCAUGCCUCACCCCAGUGCAGGGAACCCCAUGUUUCCAAGGAUGCCAGUGAUCAAUGGUAUAAUGGGACCAAACCAACGCUUCCCUACAAAUCCAGGAACAGGGCCCUGUAUCCCAGAAAAUUUCUCCCCCCUUAACCGUAUGCCUUUCACUGACAAUCCAAGGGAUAGAAAAUUUAAUCAAAUGCCUAGAGAAGCAAUUGGGCCAUGGCCCUCCCCUGCCCAUGGCCCUGGCCCUACGCCCCCUUCUCUGCCUGAGGGGGAGACUGAAGCCAUGUCAAAUGCCCAGAGGAGUACACUCAAGUGGGAGAAGGAGGAGACGCUUGGAGAGCUAGCCACUGUUGCGCCUGUCCUAUAUACCAAUGUUAAUUUCCCCAACCUCAAAGAAGAAUACCCAGACUGGUCUACAAGAGUAAAGCAAAUUGCAAAACUGUGGAGGAAAGCUAGUUCACAAGACAGGGCCCCAUAUGUGCAAAAGGCAAGAGAUAACCGAGCAGCCCUGCGCAUCAACAAAGUCCAGAUGUCGAAUGAGACGGUGAAGAGGCACCAUCCACAGCAACAGCCCCCUGAGGUGUUUGAUCCCAACAUACCACUAGACACAGAACUGCUGUUUAAAGACCCUUUGAAACCAAAAGAGUCAGAGCAUGAACAAGAGUGGAAGUUUAGACAGCAAAUGAGGCAGAAAAGCAAACAGCAAGCGAAAAUUGAAGCCACUCAGAAGCUUGAACAAGUUAAGAAUGAGCAACUCCAGCAGCAGCAGCAGCAACAACAACAACAGCAGACCAACAGCCAGGCAGAGGGAGAUGGCAACAACAGUGGGAACCAGAGCCCUACUUCUCAGCCCAGCAAUGGCAGUAUGUCCCCCAUGCAGCAGAUCAACUCUAAAGAAGGCUUUGCCAGGCCACAGCUGCCAGGGACUCCCACUUCAGGUCCUUCAGAGGAUGUGUUCCUAAGACCCCCUCCUCCCCCUCCAUCUGGCCCUUCUUCCCAGCCUCAGUCCCCACAGGUAUUCUCACCAGGUUCCACUGGUUCUAGACCCUCUUCUCCAUGGGACCCAUAUGCCAAGAUGGUUGGAACCCCAAGACCACCAACUCUCGGGCCAAAUACAUGUCGCAGAAUGGCUGUGGAAUCUGGCAAAUCCCCCACCUCCUUGAUGGAGCAGCAGGACAGAGGUCGGCCUUCUCCUGCUCAUGAGUCAUUUGGUUCUCCAACAUCCAUGAGCAGUGACCCUUAUGCCAAGCCACCUGACACCCCAAGGCCAACUGGGGAAAUGGACCCCUUUUUGAAGCCCAUGGGUCCUCCCAGGGCCAGUCAGGCUGCUCAGGGAAGGCCUCCAAUGGGUUCUCCAGGCAGAGACACAUACUCUAGACCUAUGAUAAGAAAUGAGGCCUAUCAGCGCAUGGCCCAAAACAGGAUGAUCUUGUCUGAUCCUUACUCAAGGCCUUUACUAACACCAAUCCCUGGAAGUAAUGAGUCUGGCUCAGUGCCUCUGUUCAAAACACCUAUGCCCCCUCCUCAGGACCCCUUCAACCGACCAGGUCCACAUCCUACUGACAGAUUCUCCCAAAAUCAGCAGAAUGACCCCUGUGCUCAGCUUUCGCAUACCCCAAGACCAUCUGGGAAUGAUGGCUUUACCAAUCCUAGAAUGGGUCAGCACCAUUCUCAGGGCCACUCAUUUGCUCAGCCUGGACCAAUGACUCAAAUGUCCAGAAAUCCUUAUGCUCAUGCACCUUCCACUCCAAGACCUGACCACUUCACAUAUGACCCUUUUGCCCAGCCCACUGCUCCCAAUAAGCCAGGUGCUGACCCUUUUAAUCAGUCUACAGGUAACCAACGAUCCAUCAAUGAACCUGGUACUCAACCUCAACCUCGCCCAUUUUUUGAACCCUAUGCUCGACCUCCUGGCACCCCACGUCCACAUGACAACUAUGGUCAACCAUCUAACACCCCUAAUACAUCGUCUGACCCCUAUUCACAGGCUUCUGCUACUCCACGUCCCAGUGGGAUGAACCAGUUCACUCAUCAGUCACACCCUGGACAGAGGAUGUCACCUUCUCACUCAGUGGACCCUUAUGCUCAACCACCAGGUACUCCACGGCCCUCAAUGGGAGAAAGGUUUUCCAAGUCACCAGGUAGCCAGAGGGGGCCAGCAGAGUCAUUUACUAGUACACCUGGGGCAUCAAGGCCAGGGAGUAGUGACAUGUUUUCUCAGCCUGGGACCCCCAGACCAAUACUUAAUGAGCCUUAUGCUCAGCCUCCAGGGACCCCACGGCCUGGUCCUGAUGUGCUCAGCAGGCAAGGUCCAAGGCCAGGACCAGUUGUAAACCAGGAUCCUUUCUCCCCAUCUCAAGGCAGGAUUCAAGAGCCCUUUCCUCAUGCAGGUUCACAGACAUCAAAACACCCAAGUGUGUCUGAAGAUGGAUUUGUUCAGUCUCCCUCCAGAAGACCCAUUCAGAAACCUGGCCAUGACCCAUUUGAACAAGCCUCCAUGAUCCCUCAUCCACAGGCAUCAGAAAAAAUGGAAAUGAAAGAUCAGUCAGGUAUAGCUAAUAGUGAAGUUAUCCCUCAAGACCCAAGCCAAAUGUCGAGCAACCUACAAAUGCCUGGUGUGUCCUCUGAGGCCCAGAGUGUUGCUCUUGCUGAUAGCGAGGAAAGACUCAGACAGCGACAACGAAUUAGAGAAUUAAUCCUCAAGCAGCAGCAACAGAGGAGUGCCAUACGACAAGAGAGGGGCCCCCAGGAGCCUGCUGGCAACAUAACCCCAGGAACACCACGUCCCUGGCUCCAAGAGGGCCCUGGGCAGCAGGGGGAAGCAUUCAACCGUCCUCCUCCACCUUAUCCUGGACAAGUACCUGUAAGAGGACCAAUGAGGUUUCCUGGACCUUUUCCAGGGGAUCAGCGUGUCCCUUUUCCUAGUGAGGGACAAAUCCUACAGGGCCCCCAUUCUGGAGAUCCUAAUUUGAGACAUCAGGGACCAAGGUAUGCAUUUUCACCAGGGGCUCUAGGACCUCAUGGACCUCAAGAGUUCCUUCCCCGGGGCCAACACCCAAUGCAGGAUGUCCCUCCUCAAAUGAGACGCUCCAUGUCUGCUGAAAUGGCAAAGACUAUGGGAGGGAACCCUCUGGGCUUGCCCCAGCACUUUCCACCACGUGGUAUUCCAGUACAGCAGCACAACAUAAUGGGCCAGCCUUUUAUUGAGCUGCGACAUAGAGCAGUAGAAAACAGGCCCCGUAUGCCAUUUCCCCCAGGUGCCAUGCAAGGAAGCAACAUAGAUGCCAGCUUGCAGGGUCAUAGGCCAACAAGCUUUCCAGGAGCACAUGAUGCCAGGUUCCCUUCAAAUCAGGGGCCCAGGAUGGUAGACCCCAUGUCCAGCCAGACUGGCCAGGUACAACUGUCUGCCAGCAUGGACAAUCUUCACCAGCAUGCCCAAAUGUCAGGAAACAACACACUCAAACAGCCUCCUCUGAUGAGAUCCAUGAGCCAGCCUGCCUCAAAUGAGACCCAGAACAUGGCAGCAUCAAUGCUCCUGACUGCGACCCCUGCAGGGCAGACUGAGACUCUCUCAGUGGCCAGCAGUGAAGUGGUGGAGGAGAAACUGGAUGCCGAAGAAUCAGCAGUCAAAGACCUUGAGGAUGUGGAAGUGAAAGACUUGGUGGAUGCUGACUUGGAAAAUCUAAAUCUGGAUCCUGAGGAUGGUAAAGAUCUUGACCUGGAGACACAUGAUCUACACCUUGAUGACUUCCUAACAUCUGGAAAAUUUGAUAUCAUUGCUUAUACAGACCCUGACCUAGAUGACAUUAAGAAAGAUAUGUUUAAUGAGGAACUGGAUCUUAGUGAUCCUAUAGAUGAUAAUGCUGGAAACACGGACAUCAACAACAGCUCGACCAUUGCAGCAGAGGCUUCAUCCAGUUCAGCAUCUGUUCUGGCAAAGUCAGAUGCCUCACGGGAGCGGUCUUCAGCUGAAGUCAAGCUGGAAGCACCUGGGAGUCAGGCACCUGGGCAUGACAUUAAAACAGAGGUCAAAGACUGUGAGAAACCACCUGAGGUGGCAGACCAGCAGGCUACUGGAAACACCUUAACUUCAAACCAGCAGGGAGUGCUAUCUGACUCCACCCCUGUCCUAUCUAGUUUACUCUUUAAGCAGCAGCCUGAGGAGCAGUCAUUAAAUUCAGUCGUUGACUCUGUCAAUCAAGGAGGUAACCUCAUGCCCCAACAGAACCAAGUCUCUGACACUCAACAUACCUCUGGACUUGCAUUAAGUCAAACAAUACCUGAUGCCACCACUGCAGGAGAAGCUUCUGUGACCGUGUUUGGAGCUGACCACCAGAUGGGAAUAACCUCUGGAGUAGACCAGGGCAGUCUUAGUCAGGUCCAGCAGACAGCAUUGAAUCAGACGAUGGGUCAGCUCAGCCAGCAACCGCGUCCUCUUUUGCUGGAGGAGCAACCACUCCUAUUGCAGGACCUCCUAGACCAGGAGAGGCAGGAGCAACAGCAGCAAAGGCAAAUGCAAGCCAUGAUACGGCAGCGUUCCAACGACUCCUUCUUCCCCAACAUUGAUUUUGAUGCCAUCACAGAUCCCAUUAUGAAAGCCAAAAUGGUUGCCCUGAAAGGCAUCAAUAAAGUCAUGGUUCAGAACAACAUGGGAAUGACCCCGAUGGUCAUGAAUAGAUUUCCUCCUGGUCCUGUACCACCUUGUCCUGAAAGUACACCACUUCCACCACAAAUUGUUGGCCAGGAUGGUAAAGUGACACAAGUAGCACGACCGAAUCCUCCAAACUUUGGACCAGGAUUUGUCAACAAUCCUCAGAGGGCUCAGUAUGAGGAGUGGCUCCAGGAAACUCAGCAACUACUUCAAAUGCAGCAGAAGUUUCUGGAAGAGAAGAUUGGAGCUCACAGGAAGUCAAAGAAAGCUCUGUCUGCUAAGCAGAGAACAGCUAAGAAGGCAGGGAGAGAGUUCCCUGAGGAGGAUGCCGAGCAGCUCAAACAUGUCACAGAGCAGCAGGGUGUAGUACAGAAACAACUGGAGCAGAUCCGGAAGCAGCAGAAGGAGCAUGCUGAACUUAUAGAGGAAUACCGAGUGAAGCAGCAGCAAAACAAUAUGACACCUAUAAUGGCUGGCAUGCACCCGAUGCCAGGCCCUGCAGGCAUGGUUUCCAGCAGACCCCCAGUGGUUCAGCCUCCUCUGAACCCUAUAAUGCAGAUGCCGCUUCAUCCUGGCCAGGCAAAUGUACCUCCACGUAUACCUAACGUAAUGCCCCCCCAGGUACCUGUGGGAAAUCCAGGCCAGCCCCAUCAGAUGCCAAUGGGUAACAUAUCUCAGCAUUCACAAAUGCCUGUGGAACCCCAAGCUCCACCAGGUAGUGUAAAACCCAUGCAGGCAGGUGGUGUGAAGUUCGAUGACAACAACCCAUUCAGUGAAGGCUUCCAGGAGAGGGAAAGGAGGGAGAGGCUUAGGGAGCAGCAGGAGAGACAGCGGGUGCAACUCAUGCAGGAAGUUGAACGACAGAGAGCUCUGAAACACCGUAUGGAAAUGGAACAGCAAGGGAUGAUAGGGCCUGAGGGGAACAUGGCACCACUCGCUCAGAUGCCAUUUUUUAAUGCAGAGCUGCCACAAGACUUCAUGCAGCCUCAGAGGCCCCCCAUACAACAACAGGCUCUUGGACCAAUGUUUCACCAGCAGCAGGGCAUGCAGCAUGGAAUGGGCUCACCACCUGGAACGUUUGUACAAGGUGAAAGGAGGGCCUUGAUGGGCAAUGGGAUGAUGCCCCCAGACAUGGGGCCUGAUAAUCUUGCCCUGCAAACACCUAAUUUUCCCCAAGGGCAGCCCAGGUCUCGUCAGUUCAGUGGCCCAGGAAUGAUGCUUCAGAUGCCAGGUGAGGGUCCGGCUUUUGGGGGUGACUCGACACCUCUGCCUUCUAACUUUCCAGGCUCAGGUCAGUCUCUUAUCCAACUCUACUCCAACAUCAUCCCAGAUGAGAAAGGGAAAAAGAAGAGAACCCGCAAAAAGAAGAAAGAUGAUGACGCCGAUUCAGUCAAGACACCCUCAACUCCACACUCUGACCUUACAGCCCCUCUCACACCAUGUGUCUCAGACACCUCCUCAACUCCAACCAGAAAUACCCAUCUUUUCGGAGACCAGGACUUGUCUAGGUCCCCCUUACUGGGAUCCUCCACCCCUAGUCAUUCAGAGCUGGAAAGGCAGCUUUCUGGAGGAAAUUCUGGACAACCUGGUCUCUCAUCAGACACAGCCAGGACACAAGCUCAGGUGCAUGACAGGAUACUCAGCAAUAUAAAGCUGGAGCAGACUGAUGCCAGUGAUUGUCAUGAGCCAAGAGAAGGGGCUGUUGGCUCUGAAAUGAGUUCUGUGAAGGAGGAGGGUAGUAAAGGGAGUGCAUCUCCCUUCCCUGCAGGGCCAAGUCCAAACAAGGGUGAUGCUAGCAAUGAGCUACUGAAACACCUUCUGAAGAACAAGAGCACACCCCCACCUGGGUUCUCCCAACAGAGGUCAGAGGAGAGCCUGCGCUCAGAGGAGGAAGAGUCUACAGACUGCAAAACCCUGCUGAGACAAAGCUCCAUGGACAGCAGUGGGGCAUACUCAGAUGGCACCGCUGACUUUCCUGGACCUCUUCUUCCUGAACAGGAGAAGAAGAAAGGGAGGAACAAGAGGGCACCAAAGGGAGGUGAGAAACCUGGCUCUCGCUACAAGAAGAGGAAAAAGGAAGGGGAUGAGAGGCAACUGAUGAACCCUGGCCCUGACACAGUAAUGACCCAAAUUAAACAGCAGCUUUCCCUGCUGCCUCUCAUGGAACCUCUAAUUGGGGUCAAUUUUGCCCAUUUUGCUCCCUAUGGCAGUGGCCAACUCAACGGAGAAAACCUCUUGUCUGGUACUUUUGGCAGUGCCUCACUAGAUGGAGUCUCCGACUACUACUCUCAACUGGCCUACAAGCAGAGUAAUCUGAGCAAUCCACCAACACCACCGGCAUCUCUUCCUCCUACCCCACCACCUGUGAACCGUCAGAAAGCAAUCAAUGGAUUUGCCACAACAGAAGAGCUGGCCAGCAAAGCUGCUGCCAUGGUCUCGAAAGGCCUGGUUCCAAAGCCGCUACAUGUCCCAUUCAGGACCGAGGAAGAUCUUCUAGCCCGGGCCAUCGCACAGGGACCUAAAACUGUGGAUGUUCCAGCUUCCCUCCCCACUCCUCCACACAACAACCAGGAGGAGCUCAGUAACAGAGGACAGGAGCCUUCCAAAGACAGGGACACACCUGACAGUUUUGUUCCAUCCUCAUCUCCUGAGAGCGUGGUUGGAGUAGAGAUCAGUCGCUACCCAGACCUUUCUCUGGUGAAGGAAGAGCCACCAUCCCCCUGCCUGUCUCCUAUCCUGCCCAUGCUUCCUGCACCUGAUGGGAAAAUGUCUGAGAUCAAACUGCAAGAUAUCAAGACUGAAGCUUCUGCGAUGUUCUUUGGCUCCCCCUUUGGCCCCAUGUCUAAUGAUUCCAAACAAGGGCUGGUUUCUGUAGCUAUCACACUGAGACCAGCUGCAGCUGAGAACAUCAUAGGUGUGGUGGCGGCCAUUUCAGACUUGCUGUGUGUGAAGAUCCCCAGCAGUUAUGAGGUCAGCAGCACUCCAGACAGGGGGUCCCUAUCUGUGCUCAGUGGUCCAAGGGCAGGUCCCCAUGGCAUGGAGCCUCAGCCCCCCAUGCUAUACCACAUACAAGGUGACAGUGGAGGGCUUCAUGGGCGGCCAGGACAGAUGAUAAGACCUGGUGGAGCACAGGGCAUGAUGCAGCAGCCACAGGCGCAUCAUUUCCGCUUCCACCUCAGUAGCCCAGGUGCAGCUGUGGCUCGAGGACCUGAUCAGAAGACCCCUGCCAGCCCUGGAUGUAAACCUCAAUGGUGCUGCCACUGUAAGGUGGUGGUUCUGGGCCAUGGCGUACAGAAAUCCAUCAGAGAUUUCCCUGCCCACUUGAAGGAAUCUGCACACCAUUUGAAAUCUGAAGAAGACCUGGUCUUCUGCAGUCACAGCUGCUUCCUACUCUACUGUUCCUCAUCACCGUUGCAGUCCAGAUCAACUACAGACACUAAGGAGUCAUUGUCCCUUCUGCCAGGUUCAGAGCAAACUGAGAGCCUUUCUAAAGCACAACAUCAAUACAGCAACAACAUGUCAUCGCUGGAUGUUCAUUGCCUGGCUCAGCUUCAGCCCAAACUCUCUCCCCCCUCUACCCCUCCUAUCCCCUUCCCCACAGCAGGCGAGACACCCAAGAUAGAGUCAAAGUCUGAUGCCAUCAAAGUGACAGUGAAGCUAAAGGCUCGGCCACGGUCCCAUGAUGGCUGGCACCGCCGCUGGAGGAAGUGGGCAGUCCAGGUGGUUGUGCCAAGAGGGAUUUCCCACCUUCCAGAUGAAGAUAAGAUUGAUGAGCUCCUCAAGAAACUCGGAGCCUCCCUCCGCCCUCCCGCCUCCCUCCGGGACCAGAGACGUUGCUGUUUCUGCCACCAGUUUGGAGAUGGGAUCACUGAUGGCCCUGCAAGGCUGCUUAAUCUCGAUCUUGAUGUAUGGGUUCACCUAAAUUGUGCCCUGUGGUCGACUGAAGUGUAUGAGACUCAGGCUGGUGCCCUCAUCAAUGUGGAGCUUGCACUGCGUCGCGGUCAAACAAUACGCUGCGCCUACUGUCAGCAGACUGGAGCCACCAGCGGCUGCCACCGCCUACGCUGCACAAAUGUCUACCAUUUCACCUGUGCUCUGCAAGCACAGUGCACCUUCUUCAAGGACAAGACCAUGCUAUGCCAUGCCCACAGACCCCGGGGAACAGCUGGACAAGCACUGGAGCAUGAGCUGCGUUGUUUUGCUGUCUUCCGGCGCGUCUAUGUCCAAAGAGACGAAGUGCGUCAGAUUGCCACUGCGGUGCAGCAGCCCGAGUUAGGCUAUACAUUUCGAGUCGGCAGCCUGGUGUUACAUGCAAUGGGCCAACUAACCCCUCUACAAAUGGCAGAUUUCCAUUCCCCAACAGCCAUCUUUCCAGUUGGCUAUGAGGCUUGCCGGAUUUACUGGAGCAUGCGCCAUGGCAACCGACGUUGCCGCUACAUCUGUUCUGUUGAAGAUAAAGAAGGACUGCCAGAGUUUACCAUCAGGGUCAUCGAACAGGGCUACCAAGACCUGGUCCUGACUGACACAACUGCAAAAGGCGUGUGGGAUAAGGUUCUGGGUCCCGUUGCUGAGAAAAGAACUGAAUCGGGCACUCUGAAGCUGUUCCCUGUUUACCUAAAAGGAGAGGACCUGUUUGGCCUCACAGUCCCUGCAGUCACCAAGAUCACUGAAUCGCUGCCAGGAGUGGAGGCUUGUGACAGGUACUCUUUCCGUUACGGACGCAACCCUCUUGUGGAGUUGCCUCUUAUGUUCAAUCCAGCUGGCAGUGCCCGUGCCCAGCCAAGAACAAGCUCUCACUACACUUCACUGGUGAUAAGGCCACAACCACAGGUUGUAUCCGGCAGUAAUGCCAGGUCUAACCAGAAUGUGGCCCAAGGAGAAGGUGGCACCCCCCAUAACAAGUCACCGGUAGUGCAUCCCAGGUCCUCUCAGUACCGCUGGAUGAAGAGUGAGUGGAGAGCCAAUGUCUAUCUGGCCCGCUCUCGCAUCCAGGGCCUUGGGCUGUUUGCUGCUAGAGACAUUGAAAAGCAUACUAUGGUGAUCGAGUACAAUGGAACCAUCCUCCGAAAUGAGGUCACCAUCAGGAAGGAAAAUAUCUAUAGAUCUCAGAACCGAGCAGUGUUUAUGUUCCGCAUCGACAGCGAGCAUGUUGUUGAUGCCACUCGAACUGGAGGGCUAGCAAGAUAUAUCAACCACUCUUGUGCCCCGAACUGUGUUGCUGAGGUGGUAACAUGUGAAAGGGGUUACAAGAUCAUCAUCAGCUCCAUUCGCAGAAUAGAAAAAGGAGAGGAGCUGUGUUUUGACUACCAGUUUGACACGGUGGAGGGUCAGCACAAGAUCGCCUGCCACUGUGGAGCUCCUGAAUGCAGGAAGUGGAUUAACUGACUAAAACGACAAACCUAAAUACAUUCCUAAAUGCUAUAGCUUGUGAAUGCUGUGAUCUCUGCACAGAGGAAAAGAAGCCUUCACACUGAAGUCAUUUUAUGAAUGAGCAGAAGGCCUGAACCCGAGGAGAGGAACAAAUUUGUGUCGACUCAUCAAGAUCAUAUUAAAACAAAAUGGGUGGAGGAAGCAACAGUGUAACACAGUAGCAGGAUGUGAUUUAUGCCACAUGUGGCUCUGUUGUAUGGGAUGCAUCUGUCCGUGUGUAUGCAUCUGUGUGUUUGUCGGGUUGUACAUGAGGUGCGGAAUCCACCACCGAAUGAGAAAGCACUGUGCAGGGUGCGGCCUUAUUGCUUACUAAGGGCAGGCCCUUUUGUUUCAUACUGUUAAUGUAUACCGUAUGAGUAAAUGUAGACAUCACUGAAUGAGGAAUGUACAGCAAUGAUUACCACGAAGGGAAUAUUAACUUGCACUAAAAAAAAGAAAAUAAACAAAAAAACCACCCCACACACACAAACUUUUAAAAUACUUGAUUCCAUGAGUCAGUUUUAUCAUAGGUCUCUGUCAUGUGAUAUGUGUGGAAUUUGAGAGGUUUUGUAUUUAUUACUGAAUGAAUGAAUCUUAUUCUCAAAAUGAUGAGAUUGAGUUAAAGAAGGCUAGAUUGCUAUUGUUUUUGAAGAUUGAAGAAGAAAUGCUGUUACUUUUGUAUAAAUGUACAUAAAGAAAACUAUAGGAAUAACCGACCAAAUACUACCUUAACCUUCUUGAUGUUUGGGUGUUUUUAAAUUGUUUCUGUUCUGUUUGUCAUUGAAAUUUAUUUAAGAUGGACGUUAUUUCAAUUUGAGAGUAUAUAUUAUGGUUACUCUGUACAGAAUUUGUAAUAUAACCACAAUAAUUCACAAAGUAUUUUUGUUGUAUUAAAAGUAAGGUAUUGUAGCGUAGUGUUUUGUGACUUUCACAUACUUUGACCACUCAAAAAGGAAAUAUUUUUGUUGACUAACGUAACGAGUUAUCAGUUACAGAAUAAAAAAAAAAAAAAGAAAUAGUAAGAGAUCUGUGUGAUCUGUUUGCUGUUAAUCAGGUUUGAUUUUGAAGAACUGUGAAUUUGGUUUUGAAACCCAAAAACAGCUUUUUAACUUUUUAACACAAAUAGGAGCACCAACAUGUAUUUACUUUUCUGUUUUUACUUUACUUUGAAAAUAAGGUGCAAACGUCUAAUGAUAUUGUGCGUUAGACGAACCAGCAUGUGACAGAUGUAACUGGGAGCUCUUAUUUGGAACCAUAGGUUCUACCUUUUUGACAGAAAUGGCAUUCUGCUUAAUCAAAUAUUUCUUAUACUGACACUUCACAAGUCACAUGCUUAGAAACAAGAGUUUUUGCGUGCACAAUUUCAAGUUGACUGUAAAAUUUUGGAGACAGUCUUAGAACUUGUAAUGUAUAUGGCAUGUAUUUUUUUAACUUUCUGAAGACUCAAUUGUAUAUAUUUUCUCAAUGAAUGGUUGUAACAAAAUUGUUUCUUGGAUAUUUUUCUUCUCUUGUAUGAUAUCACAUCAUCCUGCCAGUGUGUUUGUGCUACAUUUUCUUGGUCAUGUAAAGUAGGUUUUUUUUUUGUUUGUUUUUUCUGUUUUUGUUUUUUUGAAAAAGCCUUUUGAAGUGUACAGAUUGAGGUUUGGAGUUUGUGGAACUGAAUUUAGAAACAUUUACAAAAAUAAACUAUUUUACAUGUUAGCAUGUGUAUUUGUCAAUUUGCACACAUUUUUAGUUUGAAUAUUUGAGAAUAAUGUUUUUAGCUUCCCUAGCACUGAUGAUUUGAAAUGGCUGUAAACCACUAGACAAAGAGCCAAGCAAGGUGAGGACAAAUG
Molecule: messenger RNA, 17588 nt
Organism: Monopterus albus (swamp eel)
Lineage: Eukaryota; Metazoa; Chordata; Actinopteri; Synbranchiformes; Synbranchidae
Gene: kmt2cb
Product: lysine (K)-specific methyltransferase 2Cb
Biological process (GO): positive regulation of transcription by RNA polymerase II
Cellular component (GO): nucleus; MLL3/4 complex
Molecular function (GO): protein binding; histone H3K4 methyltransferase activity; transcription coactivator activity
Source: RefSeq, a predicted model, not a curated record